This is a messenger RNA of Neofelis nebulosa (Clouded leopard), 5165 nucleotides long. It is a transcript of the gene GCH1, whose product is annotated as GTP cyclohydrolase 1. Gene Ontology annotation, cellular component: cytoplasm. Gene Ontology annotation, molecular function: zinc ion binding; GTP cyclohydrolase I activity; GTP binding. The record is from RefSeq and is a predicted model, not a curated record. Gene Ontology annotation, biological process: tetrahydrofolate biosynthetic process; tetrahydrobiopterin biosynthetic process. The transcript has 8 exons. NCBI's taxonomy places the organism in Eukaryota, Metazoa, Chordata, Mammalia, Carnivora, Felidae. The coding region runs from base 4169 to 4834 and encodes 221 amino acids.
CUGCCUUGCGCGCAGCCGUCUCCUUGAGCCUCGGGGCGCUGGGACCGCGGUCACUGAGCUCCCUGCCAGGUGGGCGGCUGGAGCCCCUUUUGCCUGAGCGUCCAGGGCCGGAUGCUUGAAGCACGUGCUGGACCCACACUUGCCAGGAUUAGAAUCACCUGGCGCUUGCGGAAGGGAGGGCUUCCCAGGUCUUUUUCUCGAGGUCUCACUCUUUGAUAGAUCUGGGGUGAAACUUCGGCUUCGUCUGCUUGGAGGCUGGGGGUGAUCCUUUGUGGCAAACUCAGAGAUCCGCACUCUCACUGACUUGCCUGGGGGCACCCGGGUCUUCGGAAAGGUGUAGUUUGUGUCCACAUCAAGUUCACUCCAUCUCAGGAUGUUCCCAGGGUUUGAGGCGUGAGGUUUCUCGGGCGAGUUUGCUGUUUGAAGCCCCCGCCCCCACUGUAAAAGCUCAAAAGCCAAAGAGCUCUUCCCUGGGAGUCGGGAAGGUUUGCUGAGUUCUGGGACCCGGAAUCGGAGUACCUCUAAGCGGGGUUUGCCCAAUGCUAUCCGUGCUUGAGGCGGGUCAGGCUUUCACCCAGAAGGCCAGAAAGCUGUAGGAGAUGGGUAGGGAGAAUGGAAAAUGAGGACUUCGCUGCUUAUUUGCUGGGUGAACGGUGUUGGUCUUCACAAAAGAGAAAGGUAUAGUCUGACUUCUGCAACUGGGACCAAGGACGUUGUUUUCCAGUUCAAAUCUUCUGUGCCUCUUGGUGACAUUUAUUUAUUUGGCCUGAGAAGUCUCUGCCUUCAUCAUGUCUCAAGGAAUAACAGUGCUGCUUUGCAAGGUAACUCCCUGUCCCUGUUAUUUUCUUGAUCAAGUAUCCGGCGACUCACCCAGUAGAUCCUGGGAAGGACAAAGUUAUUUUUUGCCCAGUCUUCCACACCCCAAAGGAAGGGUGGGAAAUCAGUGAGAGAGGGGUGGGGCCCCAAAAGGAAAUGAUACUACACACUAAAGCCAAGAAAUGGGCCUCUAGUUCUGUGUCCAAGUUCACUUUUUUACCUCUUGAUGGAAAAAUUUCUGAGACUCGAGCAGAAUUUCAAAAUGCAGAGACUGAAGAAUAAGCAAUCUGCAUUUGGUGAAUAUUCUGUCAUUCGGUGAUCUUCCACAAGGUAAUGAAGAAACCUCUUUUAGGGUCUUGCUCAUUCUGUCUCUUGUGGACACUGAAUACAGUCUCCUCCAUAACAUGGGGCAGACUUUGGGAAUCUCUCCAAAUUCACAGGAGGGGUUUCUGACUCCAAAGACAGGUCACAGAAUUACCUAACCCACAAGGUUUAUUUAAACAAAUGGUGAGCAGAAGUUUGUCUCAUGAGCCGUAGGGCUAAUGAAUCCAAAGAACACUUCCAUAUACCUUAGAAAAUUGUUUCAGUAAAAUGUUAAUUUAUUACUUAAAAAGGUCUCUGGACCUAGAGACAGAAAGUAGAUUAGGGGUUGCCAGGGCCUGGGGAGGAGGAUAGAAUGGGGAGUGGCUGCCUAAUGGAUUUCCUUUUGGGGUUAUGAAAAUGUUCUGGAACUAGAGAGGUGGUGAUGUUUGUACAACAUUGUGAAUGUACUAAAUGCCACUGAACUGUACACUUUAAAAUGGUUAAAAUGAUGAAUUUUAUGUAUAUUUUACCAUAAUGAAAAAAGUCCACAGACCAUUUAAGAAUUAUUACCAGCCAUUAAUUGAAUAUUUUUGAUGCUUUAAGUGCUUUCUGUGGAGAGUCUUGGUUAAUCCUUAGUUUUGAGAUAAACACUGUUCUCUUAUCCCCAUGAUAAAGACAAUGAGGUAGAGAAAUUGACAGCUUCAAGUGGUAGGGCUGGUGUUUGAAUUCCCACAGCCUGAAUGCCAAACUCUUACUUCCUUUCUUAUGUUGCUAUCUUGUGUCUUACCUACUAAGUAUUUCAAACUGUGAGUUGUGACCUAACCAUUGGGUUACCAGCAUAAAAAAAGGUGAAGUAGGGGCGCAUGGGUGGCUCAGUUGGCUAAGCACCCAACUCUUGAUUUCAGCUCAGGUCAUGAUCUCACAGUUCACGAGUUCAAACCUUGUAUCCAGUUCUGCACUGAUAGCUCAGAGCUUGCUUGGGAUUCUGUCUCCCUCUCUCUCUAUGCCCCUCUCCUACUUGCUCUCUCUCUCAAAAUAAAUUUUAAAAAACUUAAAAAAAUAGGUGGAGGGGCGCCUGGGUGACUCAGUCAGUUGAGCAUCUGACUUCGGCUCAGGUCACGAUCGAUCUCAUGGUUUGUGAAUUCGAGUCCCACGUCGGGCUGGAUGCUGUCAGUGUGGAGCCCGCUUCGGAAUCUCUGUCCACCCCCCUCCCCCAGUCCCUCUCCUUCUCUGCCCCUCUCCCUACUUGCGGUCUCUCUCUCAGUAAUAAUAAACAUUUUUAAAAAAUGAAGUAGGUGGAGUAGAAUGGGAAAGAUGCGUUUAUAACAUGAAGUAAGGAUACAAGUUGUGAGGAGCUUCUGAGUCCACUUUAGAGGUAUAUUUUUUUUGGUGCGUACUGGCUCCAAAUGUUAAUAUAUUUCUGAACUUUGGGUUGUGGUCAAAAGUUUGAAAGCCUCUAAGGGAUCACACUUAAGGAAUUAACAUCUAUUUCUUAGAGGUACAGAAGACGGAGAGGAGAGGACAACGAGGAUGAUGCUGAACUUAAAGGAAUAAACUUCAAAUGGCAGUGGUCCAGAUAGUGGGCCAGCCUAGGUGGGAGAGAGAAGGAAGGAGAUUUUUAAGUCUGUAGCAAAUAUGGCAGAGACUAAUAAAACAAUUCUGCACAAUCUCUAAUUUUUAUUUCUUUAGAGAGCAUAAGUCAGUGACUACAUAAAUUGUUUUGGAUAGAAACAAACUUCUUUCAAACUCUCACUUUUAUAUGCUUGUAAACAAGAUACUCUGUAUUUUUAUAUCUGUCUAUAUUAAUUCCUGGUUAAUGGUAUUGACUUCAGUGUUGUAAAAUAGAAAAUUCCCCAAAGUAUUCUCCGAAUUAUUUUUUGUUUCUCCUGAGUGGACUGAUGCUAAAUUCUGGUGUUCUGGGGAAUUUGUCAUUUCUCCCUGCACUGCCCCUUCUCUCCAUGACCUCUCCUCUACAUUCCAGUGUGUACCUUACCAUGGGUACAUCUUUGACCAGCGGGGAUGGGGCUAUGUGAGGGUUGUGCAAGCCUCCUGGUUAUUGUUCACCACUGGGCUUUAACUUGUAGCCUGGGAGGGAGUUCUGAAAGAGAUACUGUCACCUCUCCCAGAAACUGGCUCUCUUUUGAAUCUGGCAUCACAUGGUGAUUCUUGGACCAGCUCAUCUUUAUCUGUUGCUGUCCCAUUUCCAUUUAACCACAUCCUAGUUUUUGUAUGUAUUCAGAGUUUACCUUGAUGAUGUCUCCUUUCUCAAUAAGGGAUCUUUCCUAUAUUUCCUAUAUUUUACUCAGAACCUUAAUUACAUUGGAGGGUCUACUAUUCUCUGGGGUUCUUGGUCGCCUUGUCCCUGUCUGUGUCUGACCCUUUCUAUUCCCUGUGCCCUCCUGGGUGUAAAUGGCAAUAAUUCUUAAAUAACAUUAUCUACUAAAGGUUAAGUGCAUGUAACUUGUCUCAUCAAUUGUCCUCUUUAUGAGUUUAUGGGAACACUCAAGAGUCUUGACUCUUCUGUCACAUUUUUAGUUAAAGUAGGUUUUAGCUUGUCUUAUCCAGGAUGCCAAAGCAGUUUUCAUAAAUCAAGUUGACAGUGUCCCAAAUUUUGAGCAUGUGUAUAAUGUAGCAUGAGGAGAUGGUACCACAGGUGAUGAACUUCUUAACCCACCAGGGUUGAGGAGUCUUGUCCCUGCCUCAAUCAUUUUCACUGCAAGAUUAUAUCUAUUCCUUAAAGAUAACACAAGGCAAUUAGAUACUUUGUUUAUACAAAAAUGAGUCUUAGCCACUUCGUGCUGAAUGUGCUUAGCACUUACAAAGGUUUUUGUUUUUUUCUUUUUGAAUCACAGAUUUUUGUGAUUUAACAAAUCAGACUGACGAAGAACUAAAAAUUGUAACAAUUUAUAAGGGUGGUAAUACCUGCUUUGCCUGGGCUCUUCUAAGAAUUAAGAAGGAUCAAGUGAGUUUCCUCUUGAUGUGUAUCAAGGCAUCAACAUGCUGGAUGCUGGAUGUUGCUGAGUGAAACCCUUAGGUGUCAGAGAAAAGCAUGAACCCAAAACUCUGGGAAAGUGGGCCAGGUGGUAUACGUGUGAUCUCACAUGAUAUGCCUGUCAACUUGAAGGUUAGACCCAUUCUAAAGAAGUGGAAACUGAGGAGGCUCAUGCUGUCACUUGCCAGAGGUCACGGAGCAGAACCGAGUUUUAUUGAGAAAAAAGUUGGCAUGCAACAUUGUGUAAAUUCAAGGUGUACAACGUGUUGGUUUAAUACAGGUGUAUAUUGGAAUGUGAUUACCACCAUAGAUGUCCUAAAUGAUGCUAUAUUUGAUGAAGAUCAUGAUGAGAUGGUGAUUGUGAAGGACAUAGAUAUGUUUUCCAUGUGUGAACAUCAUCUGGUUCCAUUUGUUGGAAAGGUCCAUAUUGGCUAUCUUCCUAACAAGCAAGUCCUUGGCCUUAGCAAACUUGCGAGGUACCCACUGGUCAACCAAGGUCUGGAAGCAGAAUGUCAGAAGGUCACUAGUAGCCUAACACUACGUCACAACACCUGCAUCAUUCACCUUAUUUCAUCUCUUCAUGGAAGCAUUUUAUCAUCUCAUGUCAUCACAAGAGGAGGAAGAAGGAACACAGCCACAUCACUCAUCAACAGCGCUGGCCUUUUGAGAAGUCUUUGUGUGUUGCGUCUACACAUCAUUUCUGAGGACAUGGUGCUAAAAUGAGGGGCAGGAAUGCUCCCUCCCCCAAUGGACUUCUGCUCUUCUAUAUUUUCUCCUCCUUCCAGGAAAUUAUGGGAGUAUCUUUUUUCUCCUCUCGGCCACCUGAAGGCUUUGCAUGAGAGAAGAGGUAAGAGAGCACAUUCCACUCAUGUUGGCACCGAGGGGAAGGAGGACAUAACUGAGUAUCGACUCGGGAGUCAUGAAUCUGGGAUUCUUCCCCUGGGAAAUGUUACGGUGACAUUUCUGCAAACAAGGACAACUGAAUUUAGAAACCACAAUCAGCAUAUCUGAUCCAAACAUGUAUAACCAGUAGCCUCCACAGGGCAUGUUAAGG